Rotaria socialis is the source of this 1572-nucleotide messenger RNA. The record is from the annotation of a GenBank genome assembly. Lineage: Eukaryota; Metazoa; Rotifera; Eurotatoria; Philodinida; Philodinidae.
AUGCAAGCCGACGACGGAGAAUUUGACUUGACUUCAAGUUUUUUAGAAACUCCAUCGUUAAUGACUCCUAAUAUUGUUUUGAAUGCACAACCGAUAAAAUCAGUAUUCGUCACAGCACCAGCUCACGCUGCUAAUGGUAAUGAUAUCAGUUCAACGUCUAAUCCAUCGUCAAUAUUAUCAACAGCUAGUGAAACAUCUUCGUGUUUGUCAUCAGCUGAUGCAAAAGUAUCAAAAAUUCAAGAUGAACUUAAACAAAGUUUUAAUGAAACGCGACAACCCACGCCAUCACCAUUUCAAAGAAUCAGCUCAACUCCUGUUUCUAAUUUUGAUAAACCUAAUGUUCCUAACGGUAAUGAUGAUGUAGCUUCAGUGAAAGUACCAUCGACAGCAGAUGUAGUCACGGACUUAGAAGCACUCGCAAAUUCAAAUCCUUUACAAUUUCAAUCGAAAGCAUUAAUGAAUGAUAAUCAGGAAUAUGAAACAACGCCAUCAACUAGUGAUAAUAUUCGAUAUGAUGCCUCGCCAACAGUAAAUUUAGUUCCUAAUGUAUCACCAAAAAAAAAGUUUCUGAUCCGAAGUCAAUCCCACACUGAACCAGCUUCACCAAUGCAAAAUAAUCAUCAUCUAUCCCAAUCUCAAAAAUCCAAUCACGAUAAUAGUAUGUUAAAUACACAAAAUGAUCUUGAUGACGAGAAUUCAAUGGAUGAUUCAAUUGGUAAUAACUUCACUAGAGUAUCUGAUUUACCAAUAGUAGUACAUUCUAUGGAUAUAAAUAACGAUAAUAAUAAUCAACAAUUUAAAUCUGUUAUCGACAAUGGACAUGAACAGCAUCAUAAUAUGCAAUUAAAAAUUGAACGAAAUAUAAUAUAUCAUGAAGCGGCAAAGCAGCAAAACUUGGUAUCAAAUCAUAUUAAUAACAAUAACAAUAACAAUAACAAUAAUAAUAAUAAUAAUAAUACGAAACGAUCAUUUCAACAGACUAACACUGGUAAUACUAUGCCAACACUAUCGAAAACAAACACUAUUAUCAUGACGCAGCCAACACUAAAUGAAGUGACAUCCACUGAUCAAUUAUCAAAUGGGAAACGACAACGAACAGCUACAAUACCUAUAAAUGCAACAGUUAUGAAUUUUCGUCCAUCUUUUACGCCAGUAUCUACACCAGGAGUAAUUUCAACCAAUACGCUCACAUCAAACACAACAACAAAUGGUGGAUCUGAAGAUCAGCGUAAAAAACAGAUUCGUGAUAGUAAUCGCGAAGCGGCACGACGUUGUCGAGAACGUCGUCGGCAAUAUAUUGAGCAACUUGAAGGAAAUUUAGAACAAUAUAAAACACAAAUGAAACAAAUAAGCGAUAAAUUAGCUCGUCUCGAACGUGAAAAUACUCAAUUGCGAGCUAUUAUUUCUGAAACGAAAGUUAUUCAUCAAGGAUCACGCGUAUCAGCAAAUGAAGGGCAUAUUGAUUAUGCUAAUAUUAUGUUAACCACUGGAAUGGAUAUUAAUUCAGAAUCAAAUCAUCAAAUGGAUGGAAGAACAAUACAAAGAAGUUACAUUGAUAGAAACAAUCUUUAG